GACCGCAUCAAAAAAAGUGAAUUUACAGAAUAUAGACAGCACCAACUCUGAAGGUGAUGGUAUCAAUGCCAAAAAUAUCGACACAGUUCUGAAAGAUCUAUCAAUAAUUGUCGAAGGAUUACUGAAUAGUAGAACAGACACAUUUGGGAAGUCAGCUUUUAAAGGUACUGAGUGUUCUUGGGAUCACAGUCAAAGAGAUGAAUCACGUAUAAAUACUCAAGCAGAUGGUCUAGAAACUGCACGAUCUGAGCUGUACCAUGUUAUAGAAAAAACAGACCAUAGAUAUAAAGAGCUACAGAACAGUGUGGGCAUUUUAGAACUAUCGCUGGAGUCCGUGCUUGCGGACGACAGUGACUUCUGGUUGGAGGAAUUGGCAUGGCAAGGACGUGAUGACCGAACUCUGUGGAAACAACAGGAACGAAACAUCAUGGGCAAAGAGAAUAUGAAGUUAAGGAGUAUUUUAAGGCAACGUUCUGCUCAACUUGGUGAAUGCAAUGCCAAUGUCGCAUCUAUUCAAGAAAGAAUGAAUGAACUACUGAAUGUGUGUGUAGAUAUGAAAACCCGGUUCCUGUUGUAUGAACAUUACAUAGAACAAAACCGCCUGGAUUCUGAGCCAUGGAAAAAGGAGAUUGGAAGAUUAGAGUAUGUAAAUGAAGGAUUGAAAACUGAAUUGAAAAAAAUUAAAAAGAAUCUGCUUAGUCUGGAAAAUAAACUAGAUAACACUGAAAAGGAUAAAAGUGAGUUAUCUGCUGAUUUAGGAAUUACUUUAAAAAAGCUUAACAUGAUAAAGGAUGAACUAUCUCAAUCACACGAUAAGAACAACAAUCUGCAGUUACUAUAUGACAAUGUGAACAAUGAAGUUGACAGCUUGAAAAAGUCAGUGAGGUCACUGAGAAGAAAGAAGCUGUUGGUUACCGAAAAGAGAGAUCAUUUAGAACUGGCUUACUCUGCAACAAAGGAAAAACUUGAGAAGGAACAAAGAGAAAAGAAACUCCUUGGUGAGAAGAUUCAGCAGCUGCAGAAAGACAAAUGUGACAUGGAAAAAAACAUGAAACAAAACAUUGGCACGUUGAUGUCACUUUCAUUUGUUUCAGCCCAGCAAAAAGAGAAGUUAAGCAUAAUGGGAAAGCAGCAGAAUAUGGCUGAGAUGAAGAAUUGUGAACUUGAAGAUCAAUGUUCAACAUUGAAAAAGGAA
Saccoglossus kowalevskii is the source of this 1195-nucleotide messenger RNA. RefSeq names its product nucleoprotein TPR-like. The record is from RefSeq and is a predicted model, not a curated record. Lineage: Eukaryota; Metazoa; Hemichordata; Enteropneusta; Harrimaniidae.